Molecule: messenger RNA, 372 nt
Organism: Schistosoma rodhaini
Lineage: Eukaryota; Metazoa; Platyhelminthes; Trematoda; Strigeidida; Schistosomatidae
Source: the annotation of a GenBank genome assembly
AUGGAAGUAAAAGAAAUUGAUACUCCUGAACGCGUCAACAACGAUGCCAUAAAUAAACUUAUGGAUUAUACAAUAGAAAGUGGAUUUGUUUCAUUUCUUCGGUUGGUGCAGGCAUCAUCAUCAGUAAAUUUCAUUUCUCCUGCUAUCAAAUCCAUUGAUAAUCUUAUCAUCGAGACUUAUGAACAAACACAAGCUAUUCUGGGUGCUGGUUUGUCAACGUAUAUUCCUGCAUUGUUAAACAAUGAAAAGUCUACAGUGUUUAGAGAAGUCCGUCAGGUGGUGAGUAACAUUACGGCGGAAAGCGUAGAUCAAAUUUAUAUAGUUAUGUCACAACAUCGUCUCAUUCAUCUUGGAGAUCUUUUGCAAGGGUGA